CUGUACGGUGCAUACAAGCAGGCAACCAAGGGCGAUGUCAAGGGGCACAAGCCCACGUUCUUUGACAUUGCAGCCAGGAGCAAAUGGCAAGCCUGGUCCAACAUGCGCGGCAAGACCCAGGACGAGGCCCAGGACAUCUACGUCGAUCUUGUUGUCAAGGUA
This is a messenger RNA of Gamsiella multidivaricata, 162 nucleotides long. RefSeq names its product acyl-CoA-binding protein. NCBI's taxonomy places the organism in Eukaryota, Fungi, Mortierellomycota, Mortierellomycetes, Mortierellales, Mortierellaceae. Gene Ontology annotation, biological process: fatty acid metabolic process. Gene Ontology annotation, molecular function: fatty-acyl-CoA binding. The annotation marks the transcript as partial. The record is from RefSeq and is a predicted model, not a curated record. The transcript has a single exon.